Molecule: messenger RNA, 1423 nt
Organism: Danio aesculapii
Lineage: Eukaryota; Metazoa; Chordata; Actinopteri; Cypriniformes; Danionidae
Gene: sgms2b
Product: sphingomyelin synthase 2b
Exons: 6
Coding region: 82-1203 (373 amino acids)
Biological process (GO): ceramide biosynthetic process; sphingomyelin biosynthetic process
Cellular component (GO): Golgi membrane; endoplasmic reticulum membrane
Molecular function (GO): sphingomyelin synthase activity; ceramide cholinephosphotransferase activity
Source: RefSeq, a predicted model, not a curated record
GCGGGGCUUAAAGCCGCUCACAGGUUGUGUGUGCAUCGUUCAGUCUUCCGUCGCUCUCGCCAUCUGAACAGUGUAUGAGCGAUGGCGCAAACUCAACUUCUGGACGAACAAGACGACGGGCAGAUCGGCGAAUGUCAUGUGAUGGUGACAGUAGAGGACAGGACACACCCCCAGACUCCACCCACAGGAAGGACACACCCGUAUCAAGACACGCCCCCUUUCAGUCAGGUCGACGACCAGCCAAAAGACAGCAAACUGCGGGGAUUUCGCAGAAUUCGUAAAAAUCAGGAUUACGUCCACAUAACGAUGGCGAAGAGCAGCAUCUCUCGACUGCCGUCAGAAUGGUGGAAAACAGGAAUCGCCUUCAUUUGGGCUGGUUUGAACCUUGUGCUCACUACCGUCAUGAUAACCAUCGUCCACGACAGAGUCCCGGAUAAAUCCGUCAGCCCGCCAUUACCUGAUAAGUUUUUCGAUUAUGUGCCGCGUAUGGAGUGGGCAUUUCGUGUCACGGAGGUGAUCGGCAUGAUUUUAGUGAUUCUGUGGUUCAUCCAGUGGCUCUCUCUCAAGUACAGGGCCAUCGUGGGCCGCAGGUUUUUCUUCCUGCAGGGAUUGUUGUAUAUGUACCGCAUGGUGACCAUGUACAUCACAACUCUCCCCGUUCCCAGCAUGCACAUGGAGUGUGCACCCAAGCUCCAGAACAAUUCUCAUGAGAAGCUGCAGCGUGUUUAUCAGCUGGUUUCAGGAGCAGGUCUGUCCAUCACCGGCUCUCAUCGCAUGUGCGGAGACUUUCUGUACAGCGGCCACACCGUCAUGCUGACGCUCACCUUCCUCUUCAUCUAUGAGUACUCGCCACGCUCUCGGCUCUGGACUGUUUAUCAUGUGAUCUGCGGGUUGCUAAGCACAAUGGGCGUGGCCUGUAUCCUGUUGGGGCAUGAGCAUUACAGUCUGGAUGUGGUGGUGGCGUAUUUCAUCACCUCACGCCUCUUCUACUGGUACCACACUAUGGCCAACAACCAGGCUUUGAGAGGAUCUCCUCAUAAUUACCUGAAUCGUGUGUGGUGGAGCUUCAUGUUUUCCUUCCUGGAGAAGAACGUAAAGCUGUCGGUCCCCUGUACAUUCUCCUGGCCGAUCUCUGUGCCGUCGGUUUCCUUCAAGAACCCGUGCAGGAGCUACUCAAAAGUGCAGAGCUCUCGAGAGGAAUAACAGGCUCUAAACACUGCGGACGCUUACCGAGAUCCUCAAUACUUGAAGAGCAGCUUUUGCUGGAGAAAUCAUGUGUUAUUGCCAUUCCUGAGGACAGUUCACAGCUUGAUUCGCCCUCCUGUCAAAUAUAAAGUCUUUUUCAAAUAUUUCUUAAGUGAUGUUUAACAGAGCAUGGACAUUUGCACAGUGUUUCCUAAUAGAUUCUUCUCUUCGGUAUAUU